Molecule: messenger RNA, 3263 nt
Organism: Cornus florida
Lineage: Eukaryota; Viridiplantae; Streptophyta; Magnoliopsida; Cornales; Cornaceae
Product: G-type lectin S-receptor-like serine/threonine-protein kinase RLK1
Exons: 2
Coding region: 2182-3243 (353 amino acids)
Source: RefSeq, a predicted model, not a curated record
GGGAGAGGGAGUUGGCUUGGGAGAGGAUGAAAUCGAAGGCGUCGUGAUAUUUGGGUGGGUGGUGUUGAUUCGGAGGUAGUGUUGGAAUCUUGAUAUGAUCGCGCAUGAAUCUUCCAAUGCUAUCAGUCAACAAAAGUAGAGAGAAAGUAAAAUGAAUAAGACGAUAGCAACUGUAGUGGUUGUUUCUGAAACUCAUCUGAGUCAUCUCCAUUUCGUUUGAUUCUCUCAAUCAGUAUCACCUCCCUUCAAGUUGAGACAGCUUGGGGAAUUCACCCCCCAUACCAUCUUAUAUCCAACAUUUUAAAAUUUUGGUGCAGUUGCAGUCCACAGAAGAGUCGCCGUAACACCAGAACAGAGGUGCAGAAGUUGGGAUUGGAGAUGGAAUGGGAUUUCUUGAUUUAGGGGAGAAAUUGUUGGACAGUUGGGUUGGAGCUGAUUGACGAGUUCUUGAUGACUUAUUUAUAUAUCUCAUAAUUUCUCGGGGUGUUAUAUAUAUAUAUAUAUAUAUAUAUAUAUAUAUAUAUAUAUAUAUAUAUAAGUAUUUUAUGAUGAGUAAUGGUAAGCUUUUUUUUGUUUAAUUUUUUUUUUUUCUUUUCUGAAAUUGGUGUGCAAUUGAACAGAGGCAAGUAAGGGCUAUUGCUCCUUCAAUCACACUCUCUGGAAACCAUUGUGGAACGUGGAAAUCUCUUAUAAUUUUGGGGGAAUCAUCCCUACCCAGAAACCCAUUCCGACAACAUGAAACCCAAUAGCGGUGGUGACUACUUUUAUUGGUGAGCUCAGUCAUACCCCCCGUAACUAUACAUCUUUAAUUCAAAUUUUAUGUUUAAAUUGCAUUUGAAUAUUUGUAUAGAGAAACAGUAAAGAGACAGAGAUAGUAGAUAGAGAGAUGAUAUAUAUGUGUGUGUGUUUAAGGGCAUUUUUGGUAUAAAGAAGGACAAUUUUGGUAUUUAAGUUCCUAAAAUAGUCGUGUGGAUGGCACAUGCUUAAUUAACGCCAUUUUUUGCAGGAAGUCUGACCAGAGGUCUUUAUUUGCAACAUUUUGACAUCUAAUAUGAAUUUAUAUACGCAAAAUAAACUAUAAGACUGUAAUGUGCACAAAAUGAAAAUCAUUGGGGUGUUUUAUGUUCUUUACCCAUUAACAAAUAACUAACACACACUUUGUAAAGUAAGGUUCAUUAGGAUGGUAUCAAUUUCAAUGUUUCAUCUGUUUCCUCUGAAGUUUAACACACUGUGAACAGCAUUGCCAUUUUUGUCAUCCGUGUGGGUCUCCUCAACCAAAUAAAGGUAAAUCAUUCAAUGAAGAAGAAUUUAAGACUUUUCUUUUUCUACGUGCACCUAUUCAUGUCAUGGAGAAAGACUUGACCCAAAUCUACCUUGAUGUGGGAAUCAUUGGAAGCUACAACAUGCAUUCACUGGUGGCGGUCAGUCUCAGUCCUUUUAAGUUGACGAUUAACGAAUGCAUUCAUUGUCAUUUCUUCUUUUUUUGUUGCAAACUUGUUUAGUUGUUGCCUUUUCUAUGGUCGAUCAAAAUAUCUUUCUUGUACUAGUCUAAUGUCUAUUAACGUUUGCUUUCAUUGUCUAAGUUAUAUAAUUUUUCUUUUUACGUUUCAUGUACAAUUCUGCUCUCCUAUUUUACCCGUCUGCCAUUCUAAGUUAAUUUUUCUACACUCUCACGUUUUGUGUGGACUUCUGCUCUCCUACUUCACCCGCUUGUCAUCCUAAGUUAAUUUUUCUAUGCUCUCACAUUUCGUGUGGGCUUUUGCUCACCCACUUUACCUGCCUUCUUACCCUUGCUCUAAUUCCAAGCAUGUGACUUAGAUUUUGGCGCAUGUAUUCCCACUCUGAUUUUAUAUGACUUAGCAAUAAACCAUGCUUCAGGACCAAUUAGUCUAUUAUCAAUGGUCCCUUUAGACUAGAUUAGAAUGAUCAUCCUAAAGAAUUGUAGUCCUUUGGAGCGGUAAGAUUAUUCAAAAGAGGACCUACCCACCAUCAUCUAUUAUUUAACAUCUUUAUUCCAUGUCUUUGAUGGUAAUUCACAAACCAAUAAGUUGAGGCAAUGGCUUGUGCUCUUCCUCAUCUCCUCUUCUUUCUAUUUCUGCUAACAUUUUCUGGUGUUGCUCAAACCAACGGUGCUAAUGUAUCUAUUGGCGCCUCUCUUUCUGCUGCUGCUGAGGCGGAUUCAUGGCUUUCUCAAUCCGGAGAUUUUGCAUUCGGUUCAAGGAAGUGGGCACCAAUCUUUUCUUGCUUUCCAUAUGGUAUGACAAGAUACCAGAAAAAACCAUAGUGUGGUAUGCAGAUGAAGGCAACACUAUCCCUAGAGGUUCCAAAGUUCAGCUUACUGCUGACAGAGGGCUAGUGUUUACUAACCCACAAGGCGACCAGGAAUUGGAGAAGGGAUAUGUGCUUACCUCUCGAAAAACGGAGCCUAGUUUCUCCGAAGGAAGGUUCCAACUCAGCAUGCUUGACAACGGAAAUCUUGUGCUCAGAACCAUAAACCUGCCUACAGACCAUCCUAAUGAACCUUACUUUACAAGCGGGACUCGGGAUGAUAAUGAUGCAUUGAAUGCAGGUUCCCGAUUCGUCUUCAAUCAAUCCGGAUACAUAUACGUGCUGAGAGCGAACGGCAGAAGUCCAUGCUCUCACAAGGAGGAAUUGUUUCAGCCACGGAUAACUUUCUCAGAGCAACUCUCAAUUUCGACGGUGUGUUCACAAAAUACUAUCAUCCCAAGAUAUCCAAUGGCAACGAAAGCUGGUCUGUGCUGUGGUCUGAACUGGAAAAUAUUUGCACAGCAAGUGUUGUGUCUGCAGGAAGUGGCACUUGCGGAUAUAACAGCCUUUGCCAGCUCAACACGGAUGGAAGGCCGUCUUGUUCGUGCCCACGAGGGUAUUCCUUACUUGAUCCAAGUGAUCAAUUUAGUGGCCGCAAACCGGAUUUCGCGCAGGGCUGCGAGGAUGACCAUGAACAACUAUAUGAUCUUGUUGAGCUAUCCAACAUUGACUGGCCAUUUUCUGACUACGUGCUGUUGGAGCCUUUCGAUAAAGAGGAGUGCAGGAAUUCUUGCUUGCGAGACUGCUUGUGCUCUGUUUCCAUUUACAGAGAUAAUAGCUGUUGGAAGAAGAGGAUACCACUCUCAAAUGGGAGAGUUGUUAGAACUGAAAGGAGCACGGCAUUUGUCAAAGUCAGGAAAGAUACUAAUUCUUCCCCACCGGGUCCUUGUCUUCCGGAUGAGAAGAAGCCGGUAAAGAAGUACGACAAGACUAAA